AUGACAUCCCGCCUAGAGCCCCUGUUCCACGCGCUCGAGCUUGAGCUCCUCAUCCCCGCUGCUGGGGUGGGGAGCCCGCCGAGCCGAGAGUCAGAACUGAGGGAAUGGUGGGAUGAUAUUCGGAACAGGGAGAAGAGGGAUACUGCGUUCCUCGGUGAGUCCGGCCUCCAGGUCGCCAUCCUUUCCCAAUCUCCUCUCUCUUCCCACGAUUCAGCUUCCUCCACCCGUAUCGCCACCUUUCCUUCCUUCCUCACUGCCCGCUCACCGUUUUUCAACGCUGAGAGGGAGAUGAAUGGGGGAGUAACGACGCGUAUGAGGCAUAUUCACUGGAACAAACUCUCCUACGCCGUAGCCCUCACCCUCCCCUCGUCCGCAUUCGCCGACCCCGAGUCCGACAUUGCCUCUGCCGACCCCAGUUCCAGAUCGAGCGGGGCCGGAUCCACGCCCACAGAACUCAGAACGCUCGCCCGAAACGUCCAGCUCACAGCGACGGCGAGCUUCCUUCCUCCGCAGCAGCGACGACCGGAUCCGCGCUUGAGCAUUCCGGCGCAGAACCGGUUGAGUGCCGCGAGUGUGGGAUCGUUGGCGCCGAAUGCUCCCUCAUACGCUUCCAGCGUCACUUGCACUCACUCGCUCUUGCUCGUGACGUCUCACCCGUCACCACCGGCUCGCUUCACUCACCGCUCGCCGCUGACGCCCAGCAACACUCCCGGAACUCCCACUGCCGCCCCUGGCGGGAGUGCUGUUAGCCCCGCUCGUCCUCCUGUCAGCCCUAUCGGGGUUGGUCCUUCUGCUGCUCGCGGUGCAGAGGCUGGUGGUAGCGCUGGCGCUCGCGCGACUGCUCCUGACGCGACCCAGGGCGGUCCUGGCACCCGACCCGCCUCCCAGCACUCUCAACCGGGCACGCCCACCGCUGCCGGAUUCCAACAGCAGCCCAACGUCCAGCAGGGACAGCAGCCCCAGCCCGGCGCUCCUAAUCCGAACCAGGCCCAAACGCAGGCUCAAUCCCAGAUUGGUCAGGGGCGGCCAGGAGUCCCGAGGCAGAGCUCAAACCUCGGACAGAGCAACGUGACCCCCGCGGUGCUCGCUGAUGGCGCACCGCCCCUCACUCCCGUGCCCCUCCCCUUUACCACAGGGGAGGACGCACGCUACGCCGCCGUCGAAGGCGUUACGAUCUGGGAGGGCGCGGUUGAGACGCAGGACGACGCGCGGCCCGUUGUGUUCAAGACGAGCGAGGGAUGGACGGCAGUGUGGCGCGGAGAGGUGCCUGUUGUCUAUGUUCGCACGCAGAUCGCCAACCCCGUGCUCGCCCUCACAGUGUCCGCGACGCUGCGCGAAGGCGGAGCGAAGAAGAACCGGCCCGCCAACGAUGCCGCGAGCAUCAUCACAACGCGCACCGAGGAGACGCUCGAGGAGGACGAGGAGGAAGCCACCGACUUUGCCGAGAUGGAGGAGAUUGAUCUCUUUGGCGGGCUCGUCGAGGAUCGAAUGCCGGCAUCGCGUCUUGGCCCAUCGCUGCGAAAUGACCUGAAUCUUGCCCCUGUGCUCGAGACACCCGCCGCGUCACCAGCCACGCCGAUCCGCACAGGCAGCGGCAGCACGCUGCGCAAGUCGUUCCGGCGUGUGUUGGAUCUGUCCUCUGGUCUGAGGGUGCGCAUGCGCACGCUGUUCCUUCCCCAGCUUCUUCCGCCGGGGUCCGCCAACGACAUCGAGAGCGAAGAAGGCGAGCGGCGUAUCGUCGUGUGCGUCGAGGUCGAGAAUGGUCCCGAUGCGUCCGCACACGACUUUGAGGUCCGCGGCGUCACGGUUGAAGUCGGGGGCAAGGGCGCGAAGGCGAGCACUGAGCUGCUCUGUCAGCCAGGACAAGAUGCCAAGCCGCCACGACCGACGUUCCCUCUCAGCCUAGCGCCGUUGGAGCAGUACAAUCUCCUGUAUCUCGUAUCGAUUGCGGCGGCGGCGGAGCGCAGCAAAGCUGACGACCACCGUCCUGUCACCAUCGUCCUCACCGGAAGGCCGAAGCGCGUCCGAGGGGACGAGGUCGUGUUCCCCACCGCCUCAUUCGAGUCUCGCUGGAACUGUGCCCUGGACCUGGGUCCGUUCUACGCCUCUCUCCCCCCUGCGCCGCCAGCGCCGGCCGCCUCGGCCCCUGCACCCCGACACGCAGCGCACAGGAUCAGCAAGCCGACUCCGCCGACACCCAACGCCAUCGCAGGUGACAAGCGCUACUCCCUGGCCGCGCUGCUCGCGAACGACAACCAGCCGAAACCGCGUCCGGGUGGCCGGCCCUUUGUGCCCUCCCAACUCGUCAGUCGCGUAGUCAGCGCGCGCGGCGCCCCAGUGCACACGAGGGACGACGGACACGGCCUCCUCGUCAGUGUCAAGCUGCUGGGCAGCGACGCGCUUGACGCCGAGGAAGUCUCUGGCGGCGCGCCCAAGAUCCGCGCGCUGGACACCUUCUCCGUCGAAGUGUUCGUGCACAACCGCACAGACGCCGUGCGGCGGUUCCGUCUCUCUGUCCCCGCGCGAGCAGAGGAAGAUAGGGUGCGCGACGCGUGGGCGCGGCGGCGGAAACGCGCAGCCGAAGAGCAGAGCCAUGGCGCCGACGACGGCGUGCUCGCGGCUAUGCUGGCGCAGCACGAGGCGGCGGCGCCGGCCCUCGUGCCCCUCGAGACGGACAUACGGUGCGGCCCCCUCCUGCCUGGGGCCAGUCUGUCGACGAGAAUCAGAUUCCUCGCGCUCAGAGAGGGCACGCACCGCAUUGAGAGGCUCAGACUCACGGGCAAUGGGGACGAGUUUGAUUUCGUCAUCAGCCCCGUCUUAGAAGUUGUGGUUAGCUAG
Molecule: messenger RNA, 2838 nt
Organism: Trichosporon asahii var. asahii CBS 2479
Lineage: Eukaryota; Fungi; Basidiomycota; Tremellomycetes; Trichosporonales; Trichosporonaceae
Exons: 4
Coding region: 1-2838 (945 amino acids)
Biological process (GO): intra-Golgi vesicle-mediated transport
Cellular component (GO): trans-Golgi network; TRAPPII protein complex
Source: RefSeq, a predicted model, not a curated record